Molecule: messenger RNA, 664 nt
Organism: Girardinichthys multiradiatus
Lineage: Eukaryota; Metazoa; Chordata; Actinopteri; Cyprinodontiformes; Goodeidae
Product: transmembrane protein 222-like
Exons: 6
Coding region: 64-615 (183 amino acids)
Source: RefSeq, a predicted model, not a curated record
CCUUCCGUUUCCAUGCUGCUUUUGCGUCAGCGCCGUCUGGGUCUCCUGUGAUCACAGGCUGUGAUGGCGGAGGUGGACGACUCCGACAUCAUGAUGAACUACCAGGGUGAUUUCUUAAAAAGCGGCAGAAAAAGCUGCCGCUACCCGUACUGCAUUGUCUGGACACCUAUUCCAAUUUUAUCGUGGGUGCUUCCCUUUAUUGGUCACAUGGGCAUCUGCACCUCUUCAGGGGUCAUACGAGACUUUGCGGGAUCAUACUUUGUCUCGGAGGACAACAUGGGGUUUGGUCGACCCACAAAAUAUUGGAGGCUUGAUGUGGAUAAAGUCUGUGGUAAUGGUGCAGCUACGUGGGACCAAGCAGUGCACGAUGCAUCUGAGGAAUACAAAUGCAGGCUGCAUAACCUGUGCUUGGAUAACUGUCAUUCCCACGUUGCUAUGGCUUUAAACCUCAUGCGGUACGACAACAGCACAUCCUGGAACAUGGUGAACCUCUGUGUGCUGUCCUUCAUUCAUGGGAAACAUGUGAGCUGGGCAGCGGUCCUGAAGACCUGGCUCCCCUUCGUCAUGCUCUGCGGGGUCCUUGCCACGGUCAUCUUGACGCUGAACCUGCAGUAAUACAGCGAGCGGCACCAGGAGAGGGCUGUGCUUAUACUGCAUACAUUGU